Jatropha curcas is the source of this 664-nucleotide messenger RNA. Its product is annotated as Glutaredoxin family protein. The record is from RefSeq and is a predicted model, not a curated record. Gene Ontology annotation, molecular function: glutathione disulfide oxidoreductase activity. Gene Ontology annotation, biological process: cellular response to oxidative stress. Lineage: Eukaryota; Viridiplantae; Streptophyta; Magnoliopsida; Malpighiales; Euphorbiaceae. Gene Ontology annotation, cellular component: cytoplasm.
CGUUGUUCUUCAACAAACGAUAGCAGAAACGAAACAAGCUGUGAACCUAAAAACCUUGCUGUUACUCUUCAAUGGCGGUAGCGAGGAUCUUAGCUGCUACGGCAACAAUAACAGUAAUUGCAGCCUCUCUGUUUUGGGCAUCUACCGCCAAUGAUACUACUGAAUCUGCUUUUGUCAAGAAAACCAUUUCUUCGCACAAGAUCGUCAUCUUCUCCAAGUCCUAUUGCCCAUACUGUAAGAGGGCUAAAGCUGUUUUCAAAGAGUUGAACAAAGUGCCACAUGUUGUUGAGCUAGAUGAGAGAGAUGACGGGCAGAACAUUCAGGAUGCCUUGAGUAAAGUUGUUGGAAGGCGUACAGUUCCUCAGGUUUUCAUAGAUGGAAAGCAUAUUGGUGGCUCUGAUGAUACUGUUGAAGCUUAUACAAGUGGGGAACUAGCUAAGCUUCUAGGUAUUGCUGCUAAGAAUGAUGAUCUUUGAUCCAAUACUAUAGUUCAUUGUUAGAAUAAUAUGCAAAAGCAGUAAACAUGUUCUGAACUCUUCAAAUGGAUAAUAUGGUUUUUACUGUUACCUUUAUAAUGUUAUCUAAUUUUUUAUAUUUUGGUUUCCAUUUGGCUACCAUAGACAAGUUUUUAAAAUUAUGCAUGUUGAUUCAUGGUUUUUAUCAA